UUUGGGGCUGGAACAUUCCUGGUUUGACGAUCAGGCUACGAACUGCUGCCAUGAUUUGCUGAGCAAUUCGAUACUGGUUUCACGGAUGUGUCUGUGGAAAAAGACAGUUGUAGUGGAAGGCAGAGCGUACGAGUAGGGAAGGGAAUGAGAGGUAUACACACAGAGCACCGUAACUUUCCCAAGAGUAGCGUCCGGAGUUAAAGGAGCAACCUUUUCUGCGUCUUUGCACUUUUAUUUCACCGGGACGUUUCCAGCCAGCUCAGUUUUUAAGUACCCACUCAGCGAAAAGUUCGGUUUUCUUUUUCUCAACUAUUCCGCUGCACUUUGCGCCCGCGUCUAAUGGAGGGCCCAGUUCGGAUUUUCUGCCAUAAGAAUGCGCGUUUCUGCUAGUUUCUCCAGAUUCCUGCAACUAUUACCCUCCUGUAGAAGGCUCGGUGUGUCUCUGGUUGGGGUGUGCUGGUCGUCCGGAGCCGGAUUGGCUGGUGGAGGAGGAGGAGGAGGAGGUGGUGGUGUGGAGGAGCACCAUGGCCCCUGGCCUGAGGGUGCUGCCUGCGGUGCUCUGCCUCACCCAGGCCCUGCUCUUUAGCUGCGCUUACUCGUCGUCUCUGUCCUUCAUCUCUGAGCCUGUGUCGGUGAUCCAAAAACAAGGCGGUGUGGUCCAGCUGAACUGCUCGGCGCGGCCGGGCUCUGCCCGCGUGCGGUGGCUCCUCAGUGGGCAACCGCUGACACAGGAGGCCCUGAGGGGCGUGGAGCUCCUGGAGCCUGGAACCCUUACCCUUCCCUCUCUACAGCCAGAGCAGCAGGGAGACUACCAGUGCCUGGCCCAGUCCGAUGCCGGGGUUAUCAUCAGCCGGAAGGCUCGCGUGGAGAUAGCAGACAUCAAGGAGUUUGGCGAGACUCAUCGGCGCGUCUUGCUGGUGUCGGCGGGCAGCGCUGCUGUGAUCGAGUGCCAGCUGCCCCCCAGUAGCCCUGCCGCCCUGCCCCGCUACCGCAUCAAGGGACGGUGGCUGGAGGAGUCCACUGAUGAGUAUGUGCUCCUCCCGUCUGGAAACCUCCAGAUCAUCAGUGUUACCCAUGAGCACCAGGGCAUGUACAAAUGUGGAGCCUACAACCCCGUCACCAGGGAAACCAGAGUGGAGGCUCAUGGGACCAAGUUGGUGGUAAAAGAUGAACCUGCCCCUGUAGCGAUGGUCUACCCCGCCACCCCCGUCAACGUGACCGUGGAACAGUCCGCGUCUCUCACCUUGGAAUGCUUCCUGUCUGGGGAUCCAUCAUCCGCUGCUGUCAAGUGGAGCCACAAUGGCAGGGAGGUGUCACCGGGUUCAAGGAGAAGAAGACUCCUCCACAGGAACCUGGUGCUGAGCGACGUGACCCCGGGGGACAGUGGCACGUACCGCUGCUCCCUGCGAACGGACACGGACACCGUGGCCAGCGCCAACUAUACUGUGAAUGUGCUUGAGCCGUCAUCACUCGUUGCUGGAUUGACUGACAGGGUGUCACCUCUCAAUUCCUCGGUGCAAUUUACCUGUCAAGCGAAGGGGAACCCAGCCCCCAACGUCACCUGGCUCUUCAACUCUCUCCCCGUCGGCCCAUCACCGCGCCUCCAGGUGUCCGGCUCUUCUCUCCUCAUCUCCUCCGUCCGACAGCAGGAUGAGGGCAUGUACCAGUGCCUGCUGGACAACGGGAUUGGCUCGGUGCAGUCGAGUGGCAGCCUUACUGUCCAAUCAGGCCCGAGUGCUCCGCCCGUCAUCCUGUCCAGCCCGGCGAGCACCAGCGUGGCGGAGGGCGACGCGGUGACCCUGCACUGCAACGCCAGCGGCCAGCCCCUGCCCGUCAUCCGCUGGCACAACUCCGCCGGCCCCAUCGCCACCGACCCUGCCCUGCUGCUCUUGCCAGAGCACCACCACCACCACCAGGGCGGCGCUCCCAGGGCAGCCCGCGCCCAGAGGGCAGGAGCCAGGAGAGCGAGGCAGGGGCAGGGGCCACCGCGGCACCCACUCAUGGCUGCUGGCGACGGGCCGCGCCACCUCGUCAUGUCCCGGCCGGGCACCAGCACCCUCUUCAUCCAGGAGGCCACGGAGGCCCACGCAGGGACGUACGUGUGCGAGGCCUCCAACCAGGAGGGCACGGCGCGGGUCGAGGCUGUGCUGACAGUGGAUCCUCAGCCAACCUCCGUGACGCCGGCGACGCCUGGAGACGGAGGAGAAACGGCCCUGCCCUCCAUCCACCCUUUCCAGAGCGACGAGGGGGACGACCUCUUCCUGUCUCUGGACAAGGAGGAGGAGGAGGACGGGCUGGGGCUGGGGCUGGGGCUGGGGCCCGGUGGCGACCCACUGGUGCUGCCCGCCGAGAGGACCACCGGCGACCGGCCCACGCCCGAGGCGCCCGUCAUCACCAGCCUACCGAAUACGCACAACCCCGACAUCUACGACCUGGAGUGGAAGGCCGUCAAGGACACGGACCUCCCCAUCAACGCCUUCUUUGUCAAGUACCGCAAGAUUAACGAGAUGGGAAACGUGCUGGACAGCUGGCACACCAUCCGCGUGCCGGGCAGCGAGAACACGCUGCGUCUGAACGACCUGGACGCCUCCAGCCUGUACGAGGUGCUCAUGGUGGCACGCAGCGCCGCGGGGGAGGGACAACCCGCCAUGCUCACCUUCCGCACCGGCAAGGAGAAAAGCACUUCCUCCACCAAGAACCAAUCCAAAUCCGAAGUCAUUCCUGUACCCUUGCCUCCCCAGUACCUUCCAAAAGAACCCAGAGAUGUCCCCGAGGCGCCUGAUAGGCCCACUAUCUCCAUGGCUACCGAGAGUUCCGUGUACGUCACGUGGAUCCCUCGGGCCAAUGGCGGCUCUCCGAUCACGGCGUUCCGCGUGGAGUACCGCAAGCAGGGAGUGCGAGAGUGGAUGAUCGCCGCCGAUAACAUCUCGCCACUCAAACUGUCUGUGGAGGUUCGGAACUUAGAACCUGGUUCCACCUAUCGCUUCAAGGUGUAUGCCAUGAACAUGUAUGGGGAGAGCCCCCACAGCGCCACCUCCAGGCCCUACCAGGUGUCUCCAGCCAACCCCUCCAUCUCCAACCGGCCCGUCAACGGACCUCACAUCUCCACCACCGACGCUGUCAGUGACACGCAGAUCAUGCUGCGCUGGACUUACACACCAUCCAGUAACAACAACACACCCAUUCAAGGCUUUUAUAUCUACUACCGGCCCACGGACAGCGACAAUGACAGCGACUACAAGAGAGAUGUGGUGGAAGGCAACAUGCAGGGGCACCUGAUUGGUCAGCUUCAGCCUGAGACCUCCUAUGACAUCAAGAUGCAGUGCUUUAACGACGGCGGAGAGAGCGAGUUCAGUAAUGUCAUGAUCUGCGAGACCAAAGCGCGCCAGCCCCCAGGCCUCCCCAGCCAGCACCCCAUCACUCCCCCUGGGUCCGAGCCCCCGGAAGCCUCCUCCAACGGCGGGAUCACCCUGUCGGUGAUCGUGACCUCCGUGCUGGUGGUGAUGGUGCUCAUCCUUCUGGCUUUCAUCGCCAUGUGCCUGUGGAGGAACCGCCAGCAGAACAGCAUGCACAAGUAUGACCCUCCCGGCUACCUGUACCAAACGGCGGAGAUGAACGGCCACGUGCUGGACUACGCCGCCCUUCCCGGCGCCAGCCGCCUCAACGGCUACGGCCACAGCACCCCCAUGAUGACCCAGGGCUGCCACCACCUGCACCACAAGGUGCCCAACGGACUGGCACUGCUCAACGGCAACGGCGGCCUUUACCCCGCCAACCACACCCACGGGCACGACGCCACUACCACCAUGCCCCACAGCCCCAUGGACUACGAGCACUCGCACCCCCAUCACAUGCACAACGGAGGAGCUCUGUACACAACAUUGCCCCAAUCAGACGGCUCUGACUGCAUGAGCUGCCAGAACUUCUGCAACAACAACAGAUGCUACAGUAAAUCCAGCAGUCCUUGCUCCGGUAGCGCGCUGCCCUUAAUGCACCGUGUGGCCCCGUGCCAACAGCAGCAGCAACAGCAGCAGCAGCAACAGCAGCACCAGUCGUCUGGAGACAGCCUGGAGAUGGUCCCCCUAAGCCACCUCCCCACCCCCCAGUGCUACGUCAACCCUGGCAGCCCCCAGCUGCCACCCCACCACCACACUCACCCUGACAGGCCCUACCAGCUGGAGGGGGGGGACCAGCAGCAGCAGGGCAGCAGCAGUGUUUGCGCUCCUCUGCCCCCCACCUCCAUCUCCCAGAAUCCCCCUGGGGAACAAGAGCCCAGCGUGCCCAGCGUGGAAGACGGAGAGGAGCAGGUGGAGGUGCAGGUGGAGGUGCAGGUGGAGGAGCCGGAGGAGGAGGCGGUGGUGUGCUGGAUGAGCAUGAGCCUGGGCCUGGCUGACCUGGACUGUAAAGAGAAGGUCAACUUCCUCUCCUCCAACUCCCUCACCGGGGACCUCAUCCAGCCCGCCGCGCAGGAGGUCUGAGGAGACGGUAGAGGGGAGCGGAGCGGAGGAGAGGGGAGGAGCGGAGCGGAGCAGGGAGGAGGCCCAGACAAGAGGAGGGACAACACGGACACACACACACACGCACACACCACAGGAGGUCUGAAUCAUCCCAGAGAAGAAGACAUACACACACUCUCAUGCACACACACACACACACACACAAAUACAGUAUCUACAUUGAGUGAAAAGGAGAAGACACAUACACACUCAUGUUCACACACACACACACACACACACACACACACACACACACACACACACACACACACACACACACACACACACACACACACACACACACACACACACACACACACACACACACACACACUGCGUACCCAGAGGGAGUGAAGAGGACAUUGGAGAUGAUGUUGAAAUGGAGGACAGAGGGCAAACACUAGCAUGAUCAGUGACUAACGUGCGACACUAAAGACACUACGGAAAUUGCUUCCUGAGCUGAGAAUGAGAAAGUGCUCGAUAAAAAAGUGUGCGUGUCUGCUUCUAUAUAUAGUAUAUAUAUGUAUGUAUGUCUGCAGUGUGUGUGUGUGUGUGUGUGUGUGUGUGUGUGUGUGUGUGGAUGGGAGAGAGAGUGAGAGAGUGAAAGAGAGAAGAAAAAACGAGUGUAAAGAAAGGACUUCAUGGUCAGAGGGAGCAAAAAGCAGCACGCUGAAGAAAACGACACAGAACUGAAACUACUACUCCAUUUGGGAGGCUUAUCAGAGAAAAAAAAAGAAGAAAAGCUUAGAUGACUUAUUUAUUUUUUUGUAGUAGUGAUAUAUUAUUUCAUAUGAAUGUAUCUUGUUUUUAAAAAAAUGUUCAUCUUUUAUAUUAUUUAUGGUUUCUUUGUUCGUUGAAAAAGAUAAUUUUAAUUCUUUUUUUGUUUCUUUGUUUUCCUUUUUUUCGUGUUCCACGGAUGAGUGGAUUUUAGCCAUUGUAUGUGUAAAAAUUUUGUAUUACAAGGAGAUGAUAUGAA
This is a messenger RNA of Engraulis encrasicolus (European anchovy), 5472 nucleotides long. RefSeq names its product cell adhesion associated, oncogene regulated (gene cdon). NCBI's taxonomy places the organism in Eukaryota, Metazoa, Chordata, Actinopteri, Clupeiformes, Engraulidae. Gene Ontology annotation, molecular function: protein binding. The transcript has 20 exons. Bases 525 to 4478 code for a protein of 1317 amino acids. The record is from RefSeq and is a predicted model, not a curated record. Gene Ontology annotation, biological process: cell-cell adhesion.